CGUGACAUCAACCCCGGCGUUUCUGCCUCUUGCCCAAGGCCGAGGACCUACAGAACCCUAGCUCAACAGAUUAUAAUCUCGAAAUUUCGAUCUCAGCUGUAUCGCAGGGAAUGCCUUUCCGUUAGGUCCGUCCACCCCGCGUUCUUUCCCGUCCGCGUUGGGCGAUGACGCCGAACUGCGAUUUGGCGAUUUGGCGCUGUGUCGCUUGGGAACUUUGGCCUUAGCAAAGAACACUGUGUGAAGGGCACUUUUUAUCCGAAGCUUCCAGGGCCACUGAAUUACGAUCAUCUGAACAAUCAUGGAGGCCGACUGGGAUGAAGUGUCGCGAAUUGCGGUCCCCCCGCCAGGCCCGCAUAUUCUGCCUACCGUUGCAACUACUCUCGCAUUUGAUGACAUUCAGGAGCUUUUGUGGGCUGGAAAUGAAUAUGGACGAAUUGCUUCCUUCUACGGCCCUGAGCUCCAACGAUACACCUCCAUUCGAGCCCACCCGGUCUCCGAAGGCUCCGUCCGACAGUUUCUUUUCCAUGAAAAAGGCGUUAUAUCUUUGUCUUCCAAAAGUGUCCAUAUGGUCACUCGCCGAGGACUAACUCAAUGGCAUAUCACGCACACCGACAUGACCGACCUUCGUUGUAUGAGUUUCACCGCACAGACAAAUCGCAUCAUCGUUGCAGGAUGUCAGAAAUCGAUGUUCUUAAUAGAUAUUGACAAAGGAGCGGUGACUGAUAAGCUAUCAACCGAGUAUAACUACACCAUCAUGAAAAAAAGCCGAUAUCUUUGCGCUGCAACUGAUACAGGUUCUGUGAAUGCGCUGAGCUUGGGAGAUUUUAAAAUUGUCAAGAGUUGGAAGGCUCAUGGUGCCGCAAUAAAUGACAUGGACGCGCGAAACGAUUUUUUAGUUACCUGUGGCUUCUCUGUACGGCAUUUAGGUGCUCCCAUCGUUGAUCCUUUAGCAAACGUAUACGACUUGAAAACCUUAGCACCACUACCUCCGAUUCCUUUUCAUGCCGGUGCAGCGUAUGUGCGCAUGCACCCCCGCCUUCAUACAACCAGUUUUGUUGCCUCUCAAUCAGGGCAGCUGCAAGUCGUGGAUUUAAUGAACCCCAAUACAAUUAACCUCCGUCAGGCAAAUGUCAAUUUCAUGCUAGGGAUUGAAAUCUCACCUUCGGGAGAAGCAUUGGCGAUAAAUGAUGCCGAGUGUGCGAUUCAUCUAUGGGGCUCUCCCAGCAAAAUACACUUCAAUGAAAUGAGCAAAGAGACUGAAUUUGCGGAUGUCGCACCUCAACCCCAAAUAGUCGACUGGUCGCUUGAGACACCUUUGAAUGCGAUCGGGAUGCCAUAUUACCAUGAGCGUCUGUUCUCGGCGUGGCCGAGCCAUCUUGUAUUCGAUGCUGGUAGUCCACCAGCUCCAGUAGAUCCUUCCAUCAUACCAUAUUUACGACCAGCAGAAAUAGGUCAUUAUGCUGCAAAUCCCAAGAAGGGGCGCCGGUAUCAAGUUGAAAAUACACGCCAAUUGAUCUCUGCCGAGCCAGCUUUGGCAGCACCGAGAUUUUUGAGUGAAAAGGCGCGCGAGUUGCCUAGGAACAGGAGCGAUGGGGCCGUUGGGGACGUCUCAGACUCUCUUGCAAGUGCAAAGAUCGGCGCCGUGGUAGAGGAAGACCCUUUGCUCAAGUAUAGUAAUGUUGAAAUCAAGUACAGCAGAUUUGGAGUCGAUGAUUUUGAUUUCAGGUACUACAACAAGACCGCAUUUUCCGGUUUGGAAACCCAUAUAGCGAAUUCUUUCACCAACUCCCUUCUUCAACUGUAUAAAUUCAUCCCUCUAGUGCGAAAUCUCGCACUAAAUCAUGCUGCGAGCAGCUGUGUAUUCGAAGACUGUCUCUUGUGCGAAAUGGGUUAUCUCUUUGAUAUGUUGGAUAAAGCAAAUGGCCAGAAUUGUCAAGCUACGAACCUCCUCAAAACAUUCAGUGGUUUUCACGAGGCUUCCAAGCUGGGUUUAUUGGAAGAGAAUCUGACAAACAAGGCGUUAUCCGCUGCCAUUCAAUCAGUCAAUCGAUUUAUUCUGAACCAAGUUUCUGGUGACACUCGCGCUGUCAACCCUGAAUCCGACGAAUUGGAUCGAAACCUCGCAACUGUCGCAUCUGAAUCUAUUCGGUGCAUGUUUUGCCGAAACGAAAUCGUUCGACCAGGUAACUCUUUCGCUAAUGAACUCAUCUACCAAGCCCCUGAUAUCAAACAAGCUCGGCGAAACAUGUCGGUCAAGUUCUCCGCUAUCCUGAAGUCUAGCAUUGAGAGAGAAACACAAAAUCGGGGCUGGUGCAAUCAUUGUAGACGAUAUCAGCAACUCGCAAUUCGAAGAACGGUUCAUCGCAUGCCGCCAGUCUUAAUGUUAAAUACAGGGCAUACAACUCAUUUCCGCCAGCUUUGGGCAACUCCCGGGUGGCUACCCGAAGAGCUUGGAAUCGUUGUUGAAAAUGGCUUGUUACAUUGCUUCGAAGGCGAUGAGCUUCGACACCGUAUACUGAAUAAUACUCCAGGGCUAACGGUGUACGAACUAGUAGGCUUGGUAGCUGAGAUCGAUAUCACUGAACACCAAAAGCCACAUUUGGUAUCUUUCAUCAAUGUCAGUGUAUCCGCACGGCAUAUGGAACAGAAAAAUAGAUGGCACUUGUUCAACGACUUCUUGGUUACUGAAGUGCCUCGAGAGGAGGCAUUGAAAUUCACCGAUACUUGGAAAGUACCUAGUGUUGUGGCGUACCAGGUGAAGAGCGCGAGGCACAAUGUGGAUGAUUCAUGGAAGGCCAAACUAGAUACCACGUUAUUAUUCCAUGAAUGGUCGAUGAAUGGCGGUCGAGUCACGGAAUCUUGUCAUAUCCUUGCUCCUGAUGAACGACCGCAGCCAGGAACUCCAGUUGCCCUCGAUACCGAAUUUGUGGACUUGGAGAAAGCUGAGAUUGAUGUCAAAGCUGAUGGCUCCCAGGAGAUGGUUCGGCCAAGUAAGAGCGGUCUGGCACGGGUGUCUGUCUUGAGAGGAUCCGGGCUCCACGAAGGCGUCCCUUUUAUCGAUGACUACAUUACCAUCAAAGAAACCAUCGUGGAUUACGUGACACAAUACUCUGGUAUCAAACCUGGCGACUUGGAUCCUCGCACCAGUCAGCACAACCUAGUACCUCUGAAGGUCGCCUACAAAAAGCUUUGGGUAUUACUCAACCUAGGUUGUGUGUUCGUCGGGCACGGUCUAGCAUCUGACUUCCGAAAAAUCAACAUUCAAGUCCCCAAGACCCAAACCGUGGACACCCAGUAUCUCUUCUUCCACCCCGCAAAGAAUCGUCGGUUGAGUUUACGAUACCUUGCUUGGGCUGUGUUCAAGGAAUACAUCCAGGAAGAAACCGCCGAUGCCACGGAAGGGCACGACUCAAUUGAGGACGCGCGUAUGGCCCUACGACUCUGGAAAAAGUUCCAAGAAUACGAAGACGCAGGCAUCGUCAACCAGAUGCUUGAGGAAAUAUUUUCUCAGGGAUUCAAACUUAGUUUCCGACCACCUCCUCGAAACGGCGGUAACCCUGCUGCAGCGGCCCUCAACCGUCCUGGUACAGCCAUCAGCAACUCGGCGAACGGCAGCGGUCGCAACACACCUGAUCUCGCAGGUAGUGGUGGUAAUAAUAGCAAUAGCAAUACGACAGCGGGAAAUAGUACCCCGUCUACUCCACGACAGGCAUUCAGACGAGCGAAUGCUUUGACCCCUAGCAACGGGACAUUCGGUACCCCUGGACAACCGGAUUUCACGACCGGGAGCCCUUUGAGAUAGUUACAUAUGUAUACUCGUUAGACGGACCGAUUGUGUUCUUGGGCUGCAAGUCCCAUUUUUGUCAUGACCGUAUAUUGAUACUCAUAUUAGUAUAGCCUGAGAACUUGUAGCCAGCGGGUCAGCUUCAUACAAAAUUACAUCUACAAAUGUUUUUAUGUCUAUCACUAAUGUAGCUUAAGAUCAGAUCAACCUUGAAUAGAAUGGACAUAUUAACCUCACACCAACACAACCAGCUUCUUCGCACUGACUCCUUUCGCCAACAGAUCAACCCCCUCCUGCACUGCUUCCAGUCCAUUUCCAACUACCUCAGGCGGAGGAGCAUACUUGACUUUCUUCUCCACCAUGGCCUGAUUGAGCCAUUUCCAAACCGGCUCCAUAUACUGGGUAUCGUGAACAUCCAGCUUCAAAUUCGUCACAAUCGUCACCCCCUUCGAUCCCUUCG
Messenger RNA from Talaromyces proteolyticus, 4244 nucleotides. Its product is annotated as putative PAB-dependent poly(A)-specific ribonuclease subunit. Bases 299 to 3802 code for a protein of 1167 amino acids. Gene Ontology annotation, cellular component: PAN complex; P-body. Gene Ontology annotation, biological process: nuclear-transcribed mRNA poly(A) tail shortening; mRNA processing. The record is from RefSeq and is a predicted model, not a curated record. Gene Ontology annotation, molecular function: poly(A)-specific ribonuclease activity; nucleic acid binding; protein binding. Lineage: Eukaryota; Fungi; Ascomycota; Eurotiomycetes; Eurotiales; Trichocomaceae. The transcript is spliced from 4 exons.